AUGUGCACCGUUGACACGUUUGCUAGGAUCAACACCGAACUUGGAGGUGUCAAUUCGCUACCAAGGUCGGGUGCUUUGGAGAAGCUCACGAGCGCUCCAUUCAUUGUUAUAGGGCCAGGUGCCGAUGUGGGAUAUCCUGCACCUGGCACGGUCAACCAGCCCUCUGCGGCUUCUCUCAUCUAUUUGUUUGAUCGGUAUUAUGCUGCACACUGGCAGUCCAGGUAUGAGGCAAUGAUAUCAGUCCAGCACCACAUCAAGAGAAAAAUCAACGAGUUGCACUCGCUGGUUUACAAUCAUGGGAAAGAGGAAAUCAAGGACAUCACAGGGGCGAUCGAUGACAUCUGGUGCAACAAAAGUUCAAAAUCAGAGUUAACAUUCAUAGUUGUAGGUAAACGGCACCAUGUCCGAUUCUUCCUGAAGAACAGGAAUGAAGCGGACAAGUCUAGGAACUGCUCUGCAGGAUUCAUCACUGACCAGGGAGUGGACAAUCCUGCAGUUGGGAUGGCCUCGCACCCUGUUCCGGGUGACAAGGGUGGCAUUAACUGA
Suillus paluster is the source of this 546-nucleotide messenger RNA. RefSeq lists its product as uncharacterized. The record is from RefSeq and is a predicted model, not a curated record. Bases 1 to 546 code for a protein of 181 amino acids. The transcript is spliced from 6 exons. Gene Ontology annotation, molecular function: nucleic acid binding. Lineage: Eukaryota; Fungi; Basidiomycota; Agaricomycetes; Boletales; Suillaceae.